Messenger RNA from Paraphaeosphaeria sporulosa, 1221 nucleotides. Its product is annotated as putative zinc alcohol dehydrogenase. NCBI's taxonomy places the organism in Eukaryota, Fungi, Ascomycota, Dothideomycetes, Pleosporales, Didymosphaeriaceae. The record is from RefSeq and is a predicted model, not a curated record. The transcript has a single exon. Gene Ontology annotation, cellular component: mitochondrion. Bases 115 to 1158 code for a protein of 347 amino acids. Gene Ontology annotation, molecular function: oxidoreductase activity.
UCGAAAAUUAUUUCAACCGUACCUUCAUAAUUUCGAAGGGUGCAAACUCGUCUGAACCAGCUUCGGGUCAACAACUCACGGCCAACAAUUUCAAGGCUGAGGAGCUUGGGAUUAAUGGCAACCAUGCGCGCCUGGCAGUUCACCACCCUCAACACGCCCUUCGAAUCCAACCUCACUCUCAACACCGUCCCCAAGCUCGUCGCCCCCUCGCAAAGCACCUCGGAAAAGAAACCCAGCAUCCUCAUCCGCAUCCACGCCGCCUCGCUCAACCCCGCAGACCACAAAGUCCCUCUCACCCCCCUCAUCGGCCACUUCCUCACCCCCAAACCCGCCACCCCCGGCCUCGAUUACGCCGGCAUUGUCGAAGCCGUGCCCGACGGCUGUCCCACUACCCUCAAGCCCGGCGACAAAGUCCUCGGCCGCCACGAGUGGCCGUACCAGCAUGGCGCGCUGGCCGAGUACAUCCUAGGCCAGCCGAACGGCGUGGUGAAGCUGCCAGACGGGCUGUCCUUCGUGCAGGGCGCGGCGAUCGGGACGGCGGCCGUGUCGGCGCUGCAGCCGCUGGAACUUGCCAAGAUCAAAGAGGGGGACAGCGUGUUCAUCAACGGUGGGAGCGGCGGCGUAGGCUCCUUCACGGUGCAGAUUGCAAAGCUGCUGGGGGCGGGGCAUGUCACCGUCACGUGUGGGCCUGCGAACGUGGAGCGCAUGAAGGCUUUGGGGGCUGACGAGGUCAUCAACUACCGCGAGGUGGAUGUUGUGGAUGUGCUCAAGGCCGGCGCGAAGGACAGCGGGAGGUUUUAUGACGCUGUGAUCGAGAAUGUGGGUGCUGUCGACUCGCUAUAUGAGGAGUGCCAUCAUUUUUUGAACUCUUGGGGUUGCUUUGUGCAGGUUGCGGGGACGAACGUUUUGUUUACUGCGAAGCGUCUGAUACUACCUGGGUUCCUGGGCGGAGGGAAGAGGAAGUAUAGGACCUAUCUGGCGUCCAAUGUGCCCGAGGAGUUGCAGAGGAUUGCAGCGUGGGUCGACGAAGGGAAACUCAAGGUGGAGAUUGACGAGGAAUUUGCGUUUGAGGAUGCGAAGGAGGCUUUUGCAAAGCUGCGGGGUGGGAGGGCACGGGGGAAGAUUGUGGUGAGGGUGCCUAGGGAGGGGAGGGCCUGAGUGGACUUGCUGGAUCAUUUACAUCCGUGGGUGAUUACAACCGUAGGUGAAACGCAGGGGCUA